AUGUCGAACAACCUCGUCUUGAUCACUGGUGGUACCGGACACAUUGGGUUCAAAACCCUCGCCACAGCCUUGAAGUCCGGCUACCGUGUUCGAGCUGCAAUUCGGUCCGAGUCCAAGAAGAACGACAUCCUCGCGGCACCAUCUAUUAAAGCCCUGAAUCUGACAGAUGAGCUUACAUUCAUCGUCGUGCCGGACUUGAUGGCUGAUGGUGCAUACGACGAAGCGGUCAAGGACGUUGACUACAUCAUUCAUCUGGCGUCGCCCAUUGUUCUGAAGGGAGAGAUUAAGCCAGAAGACUAUGAAUCAGCACUGGUCGAGCCCGCUGUUGCAGGAACAAUCAACAUUCUGAAAGCAGCAAUCAACUCACCUAGCAUCAAGCGUGUUGUGAUCACAUCAUCUGUUGUUGCGAUGGUUCCUAUGGAAUACAUGUUCGAAAAAGAGGCUCCUGCUGGAUUCCUUGUCAACUGCGAGUCCAGACUGCCUUCUCCCUCUGGCCCGUACCCAUCUGAUUUCCACGCCUACAAUGCCAGCAAGAUUGCAGCUCUGAAUGCAACUGAGGCCUUUGUUCGAGACCAAAAGCUCAACUUUGAUGUGGUCAACAUCCACCCAUCUUUCGUCAUUGGCAAAAAUGAGCUUGUGAAAGAUGUCAAGGAUAUCACAUUGGGCACCAACGCUGUCGCCAUCGCCCCUGUUCUUGGAGCCAAGUCCGAAAGCCCGCUCGUGGGUUCUAGCGUCCACGUGAAUGAUAUUGCAUUCAUGCAUGUCAAGGGUCUUGAUCCUAAGGUCCCGGCCGGAAGUUAUAUCGGAAACUCAGAUGACUAUGCUGGGACUGUCUGGCAGAAUGCCACUGCCAUUGUGGCCGAACAUUUCCCCAAAGCAGUGGAAAACGGCGUCUUCCCUAACAAUGGUCUGCAGCCUACUCGCAAAAUCAGAUUGGAUGCAAGAAAGACCGAGGAAGUCAUGGGCUUCAAAUUCCUCAGCUAUGAGGAACAGGUUAAGAGUGUCGUGGGGCAUUAUCUUGAGCUGAAGGGUGAAAAGGCCGAGUAG
Molecule: messenger RNA, 1047 nt
Organism: Penicillium nucicola
Lineage: Eukaryota; Fungi; Ascomycota; Eurotiomycetes; Eurotiales; Aspergillaceae
Product: NAD(P)-binding Rossmann-fold containing protein
Exons: 1
Coding region: 1-1047 (348 amino acids)
Molecular function (GO): oxidoreductase activity, acting on the CH-OH group of donors, NAD or NADP as acceptor
Source: RefSeq, a predicted model, not a curated record